AUGGCUGUUCCUUUGGCACCGCGUGAACACCAUGACCCGGUCAAUUCUAUCUUGGAGCCAUCCCCGGCCCUCGUACAAUCGGUUCCGGCUGGGCAUUCCAGUUCCGAUAGCGAGGAACCCGGGCAGCAGGGGCUGAAUGCCGCCCGAGAAGAUGAAGCCGACGAAGUCGUCGGUGUCAGUAUCAGUCGCGCCCAGAGUCGUAUGAAGGCGCGUCUCACUCCUGCCGAGGAGAAAAACCGUAUAAUGGAACGCAAUGGUGGCUAUUUCGAGCCCAUAUUGGAUGCUAGCGACUCCGAAGGCGUGUUCGCCGGCGAGAUCACGGCAGAGCCGGAAGAGGUCGAGCCAGACACCAGCAGAUCGUCGGGCAACAACGACGGCCUCGCCCAUGCACGGGCCCCAAGUCACAACGGGCUGCACCCGGACAUGGCCAAAAACGCUGGCCAACGGUCCAGUUUUACUCGCUCGAUCUUAAAGAAUGGUUUGCCGCUGCGGCCGCGCGCCUGGUCCGGGGACAGUCUGGCUAAUCGGAGCCUCAAGAAAUUCCUUCCGGACUUGGGUUCGCUGGCCAGAAGGUCAUCGCUCUCUUUCCGUUCGAACAACUCCCAGCGUCGGUGCCGAAGCCAGACUUUGAAGCCCUCCUCGUCGCGGUUGGCACUGGACCAGGAGGAACCUCCGCGCACCGCACCUCUGCGGCGCAGGUCGUUCACUGACCCGGACCCCAACGCGGAGGAACCGAUUUCCGACCUGAAUCCCCUGGGUGGACUAAAAAGAGCCAAGCACUCGUAUUCUCGUCGGCCCAGUGCCACGGCUUCGGGAGUUCCGCCCAUCCUGCGGAGAUCUUCUUCGGACCAAUCCCUGUACUUGAGAGCCUCAUCCACAGCGUCCUCUCUUGAUCAGCGACCCCAAUAUGAGAAUGUGCAUACCCAGGUAAACAGUCGGUUCAAAGCCAUCAAAGACAGUCUGCAGGACUCGAGCAGCCGUCUUCUUAGCAUGCCCAGUCUUCAUUUACAGGAUCUGCGGAACGACUGGGGCUACAAACCGUUUAACGACACUGCUCAUCGCAAAGGCAACAACUACACCAACGAGCCACCUUCCCCGCGUGACGUUCCGGGAGAACCGACAGCGGCGCAGACUCGAACCCGUCCACCCCGCUCGAACUCCAAUACGAUGCACCCCAUUCUGACCGAGGCUAUGUCCGAACUCAAGGGGGAUGUGGUUGUCAUGGGCGGCUAUCGUGGAUCGAUCUUACGCUCCGCGAAACCGCCCCAGCGCCAACUAUGGGUUCCGAUGAAAGUCGGGCUCAAUCUCCGCAAGGUGGAUCUCGAGGUGGGAUUGAACCCGGAGGAUGAGGAACGAAUGGAGGAAAGCAUCAUUCCUUCCGGCGUUCUCUCCCACAUCGGGCCGGUUGACAUCUGCCGCCGAUUGCUGAAGCGCCUCCAAAAGUGCGAGAAUGCCCUGAACGGAGACCUUCGUGUAUGGGACUAUGGCUACGACUGGCGCCUAAGCCCGCAUCUCCUCUCCCGGCGACUGAUCAAAUUCCUCGAGGGCCUGCCCUGCAACGCACCCGACGUACCGCAAGAGAAGCGAGGAGCACAUGUUAUCGCCCACAGUCUCGGAGGCUUAAUCACGCGUCACGCCGUCAACCAGCGUCCGGAACUUUUUGCGGGCGUUGUUUACGCCGGCACUCCUCAGCACUGCGUGAAUAUUCUGGGCCCACUUCGCAACGGAGAUGACGUGCUGCUCAGCUCUCGCGUUCUCACGGCACAGGUCAAUUUCACUUUCCGAACGAGCUUUGCCCUGCUCCCCGAGGACGGACAUUGCUUCAUUGACAAGCGCACCAAGGAAGAAUACCGCGUAGACUUCUUCAAUGCCAAGGCGUGGGACGAAAAUCGCCUCUCCCCUUGUAUCAGCACGGCCCUGCCCCCUAUGACGGCGAAAGGUACGAACUUGAUGGAUAACAUCCCUCGACUCAGCAAACGCUUUUCGACCGUUCUUAGCAGCAAGGAGAACUUAUCGUCCGAUGAUUCCCCCACCGCGUCGGCCGACUCGGUAUCGUCGCGACGUAGUGGAACCAGUGACAAUGAGACCGCCCAGAGUCAGAACGGAACCCGCAAUCCCACCACCCAUAGUCACCCAGGUCUGCCAUCCGAGGUGGCCGACAAGGCCUCCGCAAUGGCCCCUAGCGUCGACGGCGUCGUGGGGCCAACCUCCCAUCUGCGGGGCUCAUCCAAUGUGAAGACUACAACGGCUGUCACCCUCCCACGCGGCGCCGCUCUCUCUUAUCUUGAACGCACGCUUGCCGAGGUCCUUCGCUUCAAACAGGAACUCGCUUUUAACCCCUCCCAUCACUCUAGCAACCGCUAUCCACCCUUCACAGUCAUAUACGGCAAGUCCGUUCCCACGCUGUACGGCGCACGCGUCUGGUCGCGCGAGCACAUCAAGUGCCAGGAUGCAUACGACGAUCUGGCCUUUGCAGCCGGUGACGGCGUUUGUCUUGCGUCGGCCGCUAUGCUCCCGCCGGGAUAUCGCAUCAUCAAAGAUGGCCUGGUGAAGAGCGAUCGUGGCCAUGUCGGCCUGCUAGGUGAUCUAGAAGGGGUCGGCCAAUGCAUUCAGGCGUUGAUUCGUGGACGACGAGAGGGAGUGGGAUUGGGGCACCCUAGCUCCUAA
Aspergillus melleus is the source of this 2667-nucleotide messenger RNA. RefSeq lists its product as uncharacterized. Lineage: Eukaryota; Fungi; Ascomycota; Eurotiomycetes; Eurotiales; Aspergillaceae. Bases 1 to 2667 code for a protein of 888 amino acids. The record is from RefSeq and is a predicted model, not a curated record. The transcript has a single exon. Gene Ontology annotation, molecular function: triacylglycerol lipase activity.